UUCAAUUCAACGAAGACAAAGUUUCAUCACCAUGCCCAACUUUGUAUAAUAAAAGCAAUUCAUAAAAUUUCUCUUUACAGACUAAAAAGCUCCUAACAAGUACUGUCCCUAACCCAGCACCUUACUUGACCGCUCCUUCGAAAUAAAGAAAAAAACUCCAUACUUUACUCCUCUUCGGCUCGUCCCUUCACUUCUCUCUUCUGCAAAAUGCUUUCCUUUCCCAGAACAACUAACCGAGACAUGGCAAGACAAACCGUUUUGUCUGUUUUAGGAAAAAUUUUGAAUCUUCUUGUUCAAGAGUCUGAUUCAUUGCUUGGAUUUGAAGAUCAAUUCCAAUGGAUCGAAGCGAUCAAUUCCAAAUGGGAUCGAAGCCAGUUGCGAAGAAUAUGCUGAUUUGUCGGAGAAUGUGUUGGCCCCAUAUGUAUUAAUCGAGAUUAUGUAUGACAUUGAAGAUUUGAUUGAUGAGUUGAUAAUCAGAUCAGCCCAAAGGAGGAGUAGAGAAGCUAUCAUUCGCUGUAUUUUGAGCCUUGUCGAUCUUCCAAGACAGUUCUUUUAUGUUUUGGCACUCAUCGACUUGACAGAUUCUUAUAGAUUCUACAAAAAAUUGGAACUGAUCAAAGUUAAUAUUUCCAGAAUAUUCAGCAUGUUUUUCCAAGGUGGCAUUUGGCAUAAUACCUCUAGCCCAUAUGAUUUGGAAAUAGGCACGACAAUUGUUUCGCCUGUAAUUUCUAAGUUUGAAGCCUUAGCUACUAAGAGACAGCUCAGGCCUGCAGUUAGAAAGCAAGCCAGGUGGCUAAGAGAUGAAUUCAAGUCCUUGAAGGUCUUUCUAAAAGAUCUUGAAUCAAGAGAAACACUGAGUGAAAGGGGAAUAGCAUGGACGGAAGAACUUUGCGAUGUUUGUCGCUCCACCGAGAAUGUUGUUGGGCUCUUCUUGACUAAAAAUGAGAAAGGUAAUCCCAAAAGCUUAGUCUGGUCUCCCCAUAAAUUCAUUUCCCAACAUAAUCUUGUCCAACAGAUGGCUCGAAUCCAAGUUAAAGUCUCUGAUAUUUCAGAACGAAGAUAUGAAGCCAUUCAUCAAAGAACAUGGCACAGGGACCGAUAUCCAAGCAUAACUCCUUCUGUGAUUGUGAAAUUAGCAGAAUUACUGUCACAUAGAGAAGCAACUCUAGAGGAAUGGUCAACGGCACUUGACCAACUAAAUCAAGAUGAAGAACCUUGGUCAACAGUCUUGGAAGAGAUCAACAAAUAUUUGCCUUUGUAUUUGAGGCAAUGUCUCUUUUAUUUUGGAUUAUUUCCUGUGGGUUAUAAGGUUCCUGCAAGAAGAUUGAUGGCAUUGUGGGUUGCUGAGGGUUUGGGGCACCAAAAGAAUGGUGACAAUUCCCCUGAAGAUGCUGCAGAGGCGUGUUUGAGAGAGUUGAUCAGUUAUAAUAUGGUUCAAGUGACAGAGAGGAAACCCAAUGGGAAGGUAAAGACAUGUUCCCUACCAGAAGCCCUGCGAGUACACUGGUUGGCAAAAGCCAAGGAAGCUAAUUUUCUCCGAGGUCACAAUGAAAAUAAUUGUGCGAUACGUCGGGUUGCUGACCAUCUUGAUCGGAAAGAUCCCAUCUUUGAGCACAUUCAUGGUAAUAACACCACUUCCCUUGACUCUUGCUAUAGAGAUACUGUCACUUUUAUAUCAUUUGAUACUCGAGAAGGAAGUAGAGCAGGACAAGAUAUAGGGAACUUUCUUGAUCGAUGCAUCUCUAGCAAGUGCUUCCAUUUCCUAUGGGUGCUGGAUCUUGAAAAUGUUUACAAGCCAAAAUUGCCCAAGGCAGUAGGUCAGCUCUUUCACUUGAGAUACCUAGGAUUGAGAUCAACUUACCUAGAAAUGCUUCCCAUGUUCAAAUUGCUGAACCUUCAAACGCUUGAUUUGAAGCGCACUUGCAUCGAUACUCUCCCCACAAGUAUCUGGAAGAUGCAAAAACUAAGGCAUUUAUUCUUAGAUGAGAGUUUCUGCAGCUCAUUUUUCCCUCCACAAGAACCCAACUCUCUAAUGGACCUUCAAACAUUUUGGGGUGUAUUCAUUGAUGAGAAUAGUCCAGUAAACGAUGGCCUAGACAGUUUGUUAGGCAUCAGAAAAUUGGCACUGAAAUGCAAAUUAUCAGUUCCAUCUCAAAAAGCAGCCAUGUCCUUGCAGCUGUUUAAUAUAGCAGAUUGGGUUGUGAAUCUAAAACACCUUCAAUCUCUGAGGUUGAAGUCAUUUGAUGAAUCAGGUCAGCCAUGGGAUCUACAUUUGCAGGCUUUGUCAGGCAAUGCGGAGCUUUCUGAUAAAUAUUUGGUCGGAAAGCUAAAGAAUCAAGAUCUUAUAUCUAAGUUUCCCCAAAGCCUCACUGAACUCACCUUGUCUGCUUCUGGACUGAUCGACGAUCCAAUGCAGCAAUGCAGCACUGUUACCAGACUUCCCAACCUUAGGAUGUUGAGAUUGUUUUCAGAUCAUUUUCAGGAAAGGAAAAAUGCUUUGCCAAAAGAUGGAGGAUUCCAAAGCUUGGAAGUUCCUCAAAGCUGUGGACUGAGCUAUUAG
Jatropha curcas is the source of this 2560-nucleotide messenger RNA. Lineage: Eukaryota; Viridiplantae; Streptophyta; Magnoliopsida; Malpighiales; Euphorbiaceae. The record is from RefSeq and is a predicted model, not a curated record.